This is a messenger RNA of Protomyces lactucae-debilis, 1606 nucleotides long. Its product is annotated as Ribophorin I. NCBI's taxonomy places the organism in Eukaryota, Fungi, Ascomycota, Taphrinomycetes, Taphrinales, Protomycetaceae. The coding region runs from base 83 to 1426 and encodes 447 amino acids. Gene Ontology annotation, cellular component: membrane; oligosaccharyltransferase complex. The transcript has a single exon. The record is from RefSeq and is a predicted model, not a curated record.
CAUUACGACACAUUCACUGCUUGACCGCUUCACCGCUUGACCAGCUGGCGGCCCUUCACAGCACAGCAUCCAGGCAGUCAGUAUGAGGAUGCCUGCGCCCCUCAAGUGGGCAGCAGCGGUGUUCCUGGGUGCAAACGCACUCACCUCCGUCCCGCAACACUGGCAAAUCACCAAUGCCCUGCGGACAAUCGGUCUGACGCACUCCUUUGUCACAGAGCAGGUCGCCGUUAUCAUUGAAAAUAUCUCUUCAAAGCCCCAGACGGUCUUCUACGUGCCGCUCGCCGCUACGGGCAGUCAUUUGGAGGCAAAAGUCAAGACAAAGACCGCGUCCACUGAUCUGGCAGACAACCUCCUGGUCAACAAGGAUGAGCAGCAUUGGGCCAUUGAGCUUCCCUCUGCAUUGCCAGCUGGACAGAAAAUCACUCUGUCCUUGUCGUCCUCCAGGCUCCACAAGCUCAAGCCAAAGCCUUCGACCAUGGACCAAACGGGCAAGCAGUUCUUGGAGUACACGUUUGAAACCAGAGUCUCAAGCCCAUACAAGACACUAAAGCAAAAGACAAAGCUGAAGUUACCGAAUGGCAACAUCAAGGAACACACUGGUGGUGGCGAGGUCUCUGACAGCACAGUGUCGUAUGGCCCAUACGAGCACGAUAGCUCUAGCGCCGCAGACGAGGUUGCAAAGAUCCGAUUUGAGCACACAGCUCCUCUCACAGUGGUCAAGUACUUUGAACGCGAUAUUGAUGUAUCGCACUGGGGUGGUAACAUCGCUUUUGAAGAUCGCUACUCUGUGACAAACGACGCAGCUCGCCUUCGCAAGCAAUUCGACCGUAUUGAGUUCUCUAGCAGACAGCGACCUGGACCCUCUUCUGCAAUCAAGGCAAUGGCAUUCAAGCUUCCAAAAGGCACGCGCGAUGUCUACUACACAGAUGAGAUUGGCAAUGUCUCUACCUCGCGCUUCCGCAAAAACAAAUUUGACGCACAGCUCGAAAUCACACCGCGCUAUCCCAUCUUUGGCAACUGGAACUACACGUUCACUCUUGGCUGGAACAAUAACCUUGGCCGCUUCAUGACAAAGUCUGGCAAUCAGCACUAUCUCCGUGUGCCAUUCAUGGAGGGCGUCGACAAUGUUGCAUACGACGACGUACUUGUCAAGGUCAUCUUGCCAGAAGGCGCCAAAAUCAAACAGAUUGAGACGUACGUGCCACACAGCAAGGAGACCCGUGGCGUCAAGAAGACUUUUAUGGAUACUGUUGGUAGGACUGUGGUUGCCUUUGAAGCAAGUGACUUGACCGAUGACCUAGCUCGUAGGGAGCUGCUCAUUGCAUAUGAGUACACGACGGCAGAUCAUCUACGCAAACCGCUUGUGGUCACUUUGGCUAUUGGUGCCAUCUUUGCUCUGAGCAUCGUGGCCAACAAAAUCUUAUAGACUUUCUAGCCAUUGAUCAGCGACUUUUGUGUCGACUUUUUCAAUUGAUUCUCCAGAUAGAUGAUGAAUGCUACCGUCAAUACAUCGGGAUGUGGAAUUCCAUCUGAUCGUUCCGUAUCUGGAAGCUUGGCCCUCUAGAACCUGAGCCUCGAGCGCUUCGUCUUCAUGACUCAGAUUAAA